Messenger RNA from Candida tropicalis MYA-3404, 1089 nucleotides. RefSeq lists its product as uncharacterized. The record is from RefSeq and is a predicted model, not a curated record. The transcript has a single exon. Lineage: Eukaryota; Fungi; Ascomycota; Pichiomycetes; Serinales; Debaryomycetaceae. The coding region runs from base 1 to 1089 and encodes 362 amino acids.
AUGGCUACUCCUGAUAUUCAAGCUAUCUUAGAUGGUAAUACUCAUAAAACCAUCCCAGUUGAAGCUUAUGAUUCAUUGAAAUUAAUUCCUCCAACAAUUCCAACUCCUGAAUUUGAUCCUAUGAUUCAUUUAACUUAUUAUGCUAAUGGUGAUAAUGCAAAAGCAUUUUAUGAAUCAACUAGAAGAUUAACAAUGGAGGAACUUGGAUUAACUAAUCCUAAACAAAUUAGUGAUAUUGGAGUUAGUGAUCCGUUUCAAUUAUUUACAGAUGAAGCUAUUACUAUUAUGAGAAAAGAAGUUUUACAUAAAGAAACAUUUAUGAAGUAUGCAAGAUAUUCAUAUAAUUCAACAUCAGGAAUGGAUUGUGUUAUUAGAGGAUUUGUUAAAGAUAAAGAAGAAAUUAUUUGUCCUUUUAUUUAUUCAGCUUGGACUCAUCCUAAAACUAUGGAGUUGAUUUCAAGAAUGGCUGGUGUUGAAUUAGAAAUAAUUAUGGAUUAUGAAAUUGCUCAUACCAAUAUAUCAAUGAAAUCUUCAAAUGAAGCAGAAGAAGAACGUAUUAAACAUCAACAAGAAUUAGUUCGUCGUGGUUCAACAGGUGAUGAUAUUCCUGCUGUUGUUGGAUGGCAUUAUGAUAGUUAUCCAUUUGUUUGUGUAUUGAUGCUUAGUGAUACUUCUAAUAUGAUUGGUGGUGAAACUUCUUUAAGAAUGGGUAAUGGUAAUGUUGCCAUUGUUCCUAGUCCAAUUAAAGGUUCUGCUAAUGUCUUACAAGGUAGGUUAAUUGAACAUAUUGCUCCUUUACCUUUAGGUAUGAGUGAAAGAAUUACAAUGGUUACUUCUUAUCGUGCAAAGAAUCCUAAAAUUAAUGAUGGUAGCGUUUUGUCUACAGUUAAACCCGAAGUUAAUUGGGGAUCUCGUUAUACUGAAUUCUAUAGUGACUGGAUUGAUUAUAGAAUUAAGUUGAUGAAGGAAAAGUUGGAUUUAAUUAAUGCUGAAAAACUUUCGGAUUCUGGUAAAUUCGAUAAAACUAAAACAAGUGAAGCAUUAAAGGAAGUUGAAGACUAUUUACGUCAAACAUACGCUGAUAUGUAG